This is a messenger RNA of Aspergillus affinis, 576 nucleotides long. Its product is annotated as Short-chain dehydrogenase/reductase SDR. The coding region runs from base 1 to 576 and encodes 191 amino acids. The transcript is spliced from 2 exons. Lineage: Eukaryota; Fungi; Ascomycota; Eurotiomycetes; Eurotiales; Aspergillaceae. The record is from RefSeq and is a predicted model, not a curated record.
AUGACCGGUCUAUCAUUUGACCCUGCAAAUGACGCCCCUGAUGUGGAAGGGAAGGUUAUCUUCAUUACAGGAGGAACUGCAGGCCUCGGCGCAGAGACAGCCCUCCACCUAGCUUCCAAAAAGUUAUCUCACAUCUACAUCAGCGGCCGCAACGCCAAAUCCGCCACCUCUAUCAGCGAGAAAGUGCAAAAGACCAACCCCAGCACAGCCAUCACCUUCAUAUCCUGCGACCUAACCGACCUCUCCUCGGUGCAAUCUGCCGCCCAGAACUUCCUCGCCCAGGAAUCUCGUCUCGACAUCCUGAUCUGCAAUGCCGGAAUCAUGGCCACGCCGCCCUGUACCAGCAAAGACGGCUACGAGAUCCAGUUCGCAACGAACCAUCUGGGUAAUGCACUUCUCAUCAACUCCUUCCUGCCUGUUCUGCGCUCAACAGCCUCAGCCUCAGCCUUUAGCAAGACUACUAACACCAGCAUUAAACCCCGAAUCAUCCUCCUCACGUCCACGGGCUACCUCCUCCACCCCCUCUCCGGCAUCAACUUCGACACCAUACGAACCCCCAAGAAAACUUCUUUCUAA